AUGGACGGCCACGGUUACCCCCCGGGCGAAGGCCCCCCGAACGGCGAUGGAGAGUACGGCGAAGAGUGGGCUCGCGACCUAAGGGUAAAGUUCGAGUCACUUCUUCGUGACAAGCGUAUGACCGAACUUCGAACUACCUCUCGCCAAGGCACUCCUCAACCCAGAGAGAGCGCAAGCAGUGCCAACCUCCGUGGUCUCGCAUCACCCGGUCCCGGUCGACCUUCAACUUCACACAGCUCAACACCAAUGCCGCCGACACCACCUGCUUACUCUCGCCACCUUCCCAAGAUUCCCACACCACCCGCCGCCCACGACCGCGAUUCACAAAAAUUUCGCAACCUGAUGAUCAGUCUUUCUCUCACCCCGACAAAGUACGAAAACCCUGGUUUGUUGGACGAGGCUCUGCAGUGCAUACCCCUCGACCGGAUAUACGGCGAGGCGGAAGAGGAGUGCCAAGUGAUGCAGGCCGAGGCUGAGAGUAUGGGAGAUGGACGCAAAGCCACUUGGGGCUACCAAGAUUGCGUUAUCCGCGCACUACUGAGAUGGUUCAAGCGAUCAUUCUUCACCUGGGUCAACAACCCCCCGUGCCCUGUAUGCCUUUCGCCCACCAUCGCCCAAGGCAUGACGCCCCCGACGCCCGACGAGAGUGCAUGCGGUGCACUUCGAGUCGAGCUCUACAAAUGCUCAGCCGGAGACUGCGGCGCUUACGAAAGAUUCCCUAGGUACGGCGAUGUUUGGAGACUACUGCAUACCCGCAGAGGACGUGUUGGAGAGUGGGCGAACUGCUUCAGCAUGCUUUGCCGUGCCAUGGGAGGCAGAGUUCGUUGGAUCUGGAACGCAGAGGACCACGUCUGGACUGAGGUAUACUCCGAGCACCAGAAGCGAUGGGUCCACGUCGACGCCUGUGAGGAGGCAUGGGACAACCCGCGCCUUUACACCGAGGGCUGGGGUAAGAAGAUGUCCUACUGCAUCGCUUUCUCUAUCGAUGGCGCCACCGAUGUCACCCGCCGAUACGUACGCAAGAGCGAUUUCUGUGCAGAGCGCAACAGAUGUCCCGAAGAGGUCCUGCUCUACAUCCUGAACGAGAUUAGAGGCCUGCGUCGCGGCAACAUGAACAAGGAUGAAAAGUUCAGACUCGAGAAGGAGGAUAGCCGCGAGGACCGCGAGCUUCGGGGAUAUGUCAUCAAGUCUAUUGCCCAGGCUGUCACCGACCUCGUUCCUGGAAUGCCCAGCCCUUCGGCGAGCAGCGCACCCCCUCCCCGUCAAGCAGCUCCUCAACGACGCGACGACACCAAGUUGCCUGCUGAGCAGCCCGGUCGCCAGACUGGAUCCGCGGAGUACCUCGCGGCACAGGCCAACGCAAACGCAAGGCAUCACCAGUUCCCCCCGCACGACCCGAGCCGCCGCCGCGACCUGCCUUGA
This is a messenger RNA of Colletotrichum tamarilloi, 1422 nucleotides long. Its product is annotated as PNG1. Lineage: Eukaryota; Fungi; Ascomycota; Sordariomycetes; Glomerellales; Glomerellaceae. The transcript has 2 exons. The record is from RefSeq and is a predicted model, not a curated record. The coding region runs from base 1 to 1422 and encodes 473 amino acids. Gene Ontology annotation, cellular component: nucleus; cytosol. Gene Ontology annotation, biological process: glycoprotein catabolic process; protein quality control for misfolded or incompletely synthesized proteins; protein deglycosylation. Gene Ontology annotation, molecular function: peptide-N4-(N-acetyl-beta-glucosaminyl)asparagine amidase activity.